CUCCGCGGAUGGGGGGAAACAGUAGCCUCGGGCUGAGGCCUCCCCCAGCCCCGUAGUCGAUCCCCAUUUCCCUGGGAGACUGUGCGGGGCUGCAAGAAUAACGCGAGAGUUGCAAGUUGCUUCCCCCGUCCCCCCGCCCCACCCCCCCCGGACUGUAAAACUGUCAAAGGUAGGAGGGGGAGGGAGCGCGCAUGAGCCCAGCGCGGCGCGCAGCCUGCGCCGGCCCGGGGGAGCCGUGCCGAGCCGCGCCGCGCCGCGCCGCGCCGAGCCCAGCCGAGCCGGGCCGGAGAGAUGGGUGACCCAUAUUGUGCUGGAGGAAGCCGAAGGCUUGCAGGACCAAGUAAGGGUGGUUUGGGGAAAGAUGGAGAAAGGAUAGAAAGCCAGCUCCCUGCCCCCCACGAGCCUCCUAAACUUGGAAAUUCUACCAGUGACAAGAUGGAAGGCAGGAAGAAAGGACGGCCAAAGGUCGAGAACCAGGCACUGAGAGACAUUCCUCUCUCCUUGAUGAACCAAUGGAAGGAUGAAUUCAAAGCCCACUCUAGGGUGAAGUGUCCAAACUCAGGGUGCUGGUUGGAGUUCCCAAGUAUUUAUGGACUCAAAUACCAUUAUCAGCGUUGCCAGGGGGGUGCUAUCUCUGAGAAGCUGACAUACCCAUGCCCCUACUGUGAAGCUGCCUUCACCUCCAAGACCCAGCUAGAGAAGCACAGACUGUGGAAUCACAUGGACCAACCUGUUCCAGCCAGCAGGCCUUUCCCCCUACCUAAAGCUGUACCCCCUGGGAAACCAGUACAGACCAACAAGCCAGUCCCAGUCACUAAACCAGUCCCAAUCUGCAAACCAGUCCAAAUCAGCAAACCAGUCCAAGUCAGCAAACCAGUCCAAGUCAGCAAACCAGUCCAAGUCAGCAAACCAAGCCCAGUUAGCAAACCAAUCCCAGUUAGUAAACCAAUCCCAGUCACCAAGCCGAUCCCAGUAAGCAAGCCGGUCCCAGUCCCUAAGCCUGUCCAGGUACCUAAAUCGGUCCCAGUUGGCAAACUGGUCCAAGUCAGCAAGCCGAUUCAAGUUGGCAAACCUGUCCCAGUUAGCAAACCAGUCCCGGUCACCAAGGUGGCCCCGGUCAGCAAACCUAUCCCACUUACCAAACCUGUCCCAGUCACUAAGUUGGUCUCUGUCAGCAAACCUGUCCUGCCUACCAAACUGAUUCCAGUAAGCAAACCUUUCCUGCCCAGCAAACCCUUCCCAUCCAGCAAGCCCAUCCAAAUCAAUAAGCCCUUCCCAUCCAGCAAACCUGUCCUGGUCAGCAAGCCCAUCCCAAUCAGCAAAUCGGCAUCACCCAGCAAAGUGUUGCCAAUGAACAAACCAGAGGGCAAAGUGCAAAGAACUGUGGGAAGGAGCGGUGGUAAAAAGAGGGCUGCUGAGGGCUUGGACACCUGCCCCAUCCAUCCAAAACAGGCAAAGUUGGAGAAAGAAGGGGAUUUGCACCCAGAGAAUGGAGAGUGUGCCCUGGACACAUGCGAGAGUAAGGACUUCCAUAUGACUGCAGCAGAGGCCAUUGCUUCACCUACUACCAAGGCUACAAGCAGCAAAGAGGCCACAGUACCAGUAUCACCCCCUGAAGAGGAUCCUGAGCGUUCCAAGCACAGAAGGAAACAAAAAACGCCUAAGAAGUUCACUGGGGAGCAACCGUCUAUCUCAGGGACCUUUGGACUUAAAGGCCUUGCCAAGGCAGAGGACAAGGCCAAGGCUCACCGUGCCAAGAAGUUGGAAGCCAGCAGCAGUGCUGAGGAGGGGAGGAAAAAGGUCUUGACAGCCAAUGUGAAGAAAGAAGUGGUACCUAUACCCACAGCUCACCUGAGCACAGGGAGCCCUGAAGAACAGUGGCAAAGGAUCCUCCAUGAGAAGGGUGAGGUCGUUUGUCCCACCUGUGGAGUUAUCACCAGGAAAACCAUUGUAGGCCUCAAAAAGCACAUGGAUGUUUGUCAGAAGCUGCAGGAUGCGCUCAAGUGUCAGCACUGCAAGAAACAGUUCAAGUCAAAGGCAGGGCUCAACUACCAUACCAUGGCGGAGCAUAGCAGCAAGCCUCAGCCCCUGACAGAUGUAGAGCCUACCGAGGUGGAUGAACAAGAGGAACGAGAGCGUUUGAGGAAGGUUCUGAAGCAGAUGGGAAAGCUCAAGUGUCCCAAUGAGGGCUGUGCAGCUGCUUUCUCCAGUCUCAUGGGAUACCAGUACCACCAGAGGCGCUGUGGGAAGCAACCUUGUGACCUGGAGAGUCCUGUGUUCACGUGUCCUCAUUGUGGUAAGACCUACAAAUCCAAGGCUGGUCAUGAUUACCACAUCCGCUCAGAGCAUCCUACUCCGCCUCCUGAGGAACCUGUGGGAAAACCUCCUGAGCCGGAUGUUGAGAUGAAUAUGGAGCGGACACCAAGUGGACGGAUCCGCCGGACAUCCGCCCAAGUGGCAGUGUUCCAUCUCCAGGAGAUAGCAGAGGAUGAGCUAGCUCGGGACUGGACCAAGCGGCGGAUGAAGGAUGACCUUGUGCCUGAAACCAAGAGGCUUAAUUACACUCGGCCAGGACUCCCAACACUGAAUCCUCAGCUGCUGGAGACGUGGAAGAAUGAAGUGAAGGAAAGAGGUCAUGUCAACUGUCCUAAUAAUUGCUGUGAAGCCAUCUAUUCUAGUGUAUCUGGGCUGAAAGCCCACCUGGCUAACUGUACCAAGGGAGACCACUUGGUGGGGAAGUAUCGAUGCCUCCUGUGUCAGAAGGAGUUCAGUUCUGAGAGCGGUGUGAAAUACCACAUCAUCAAGACACAUUCUGAGAACUGGUUCCGAACCUCAGCAGACUCCCCACCCAAACCCAAGAGCAAGGAGCAGCUCUCUGCCAAGGAGAAGAAGAACAGCACAUCAAGUGGGAAGAAGCGGGGCCGAAAACCCAAGGAGCGGCCCUCUGAGGGCCCCCCCCCAAAGACUUCUCCCAAGCCCCAGGACGAUUGGCCCUUGGGUGGUCGAGACAAGGGGAACAGAGUGGUACCCAGCCGGAAAUCGGGAGCCAGUAAGGUGCCUGAGAAGUGAGCAGUGGUUGGGGCUGGGGUAGAGGGGUGGGGGCUGGGAGACCAGGCUGCUUCUCAGACUGUCUGGGUAUUGAGUUUACAGGCCAGGGAGAGGAAAAGGGAGGGGAGGAGGGAGCUGGCUCCGAUCUCCCAUCCCUCAUUCUUUGGCUUUCCUAUCCUCCCCAUCUCCCUGGCCGUUCCUUUGGAAGGAAGAAGAAAACCACUCCCAGGGACCUACUCCUUAGCCUUGUUUAACUGAGAAAGGCUGUGGCAGCCCGUCUAAGGUUUUGUCAGUUAGUCCAUCCACAUGCAUAGUCAUGUCAUGCACACGCUUGCCUGGGUUGCAGUGUACUCAGGUUGGGGAAGGGGCCAGUUGGUGUGCACAGGUACAUACACACACACAUACACACAGAGGUUACAGUUGAGGAGGGGACCAGUUGAUGUUUAAAGGAAGAAGAAAGUGCAAUAGGGGUUGGGGGUGUUCUCAGAGGGUAGCAGCAUGUUUUCUAAGAGAAGGAUGGGGACUGCUCAGAUAAUUGUUCUUGAGGCCUUAGGCUAUUGUAUUUUGAGGGGGUGGGGUGGGGGAUAGAGUGAGAGAGAUCUGUGUCCAGAUGUUCUCUCAGAGCCAAGACCUCUGAUGCUUGGAAGUUGUUUGAGAAUGAUCCUGGGGAGAGGCCCUAGGAAAACUCCUCCCCUCUUCCCACAUCUCCAGAGGGUAAAAUGACUUUGGGGAUCCUGGUAUUUGGAAAAGUUGCUGAAGGGCCUGAACUUUCUUCUGGAGGGGCAAGCCUAUCUAUAUUGGGGAAGAAAAGGGAUUCCCUGUGGAAAGUAGAAGACAGAUUUCAGCUUUAGUUGAGGGAAUGAUGGGGACCUGGACAUUGCCAUAUCGACUGGCCCCAUAUUCACAUAUCUGAUUUCUCAACCUCUGGAUAGGACAGGUGCUGGUCCAGUUCUCAGGAGAGCUGCCCUUUUGUGCUCUCAUGGCAUUGUGUUUCUGUCAAGAAGUACUUGUACAUUCUUGGGAAGAGAUUUGAGUGAUCUAGGACCCAGCCUAGUUCCAUGGGUUCUCUUCCUCUCAGUUUUGUAAGCCUGGACCCUAGUUAACCACUUUCCUGGAUAGAUCCCUUAUAUCUUAGGCAAUCCCUUUGUAUCUCCUGAUCCCUUUUCCUAUUUUUUCUCUCUUCUGUGUCUGUCCACUCACCUCCACCAGAGGGUAUAGUGAGAAUAAGAAUUGAAGAACUGACUAAUAUUGUGAAGGGUUGGAAGGGCAGAUAUGAGCACCUUUAAAAUACUUUGUCAUUCCCUUCCCUUGGGAGCUGUGCUUUUAGAAGACUUGCCUAUAUAUCAUUCUUCUCCAAGUCUUGACUUCUCUGGUCCCUGAGUAGAGUUGAGGGAAGGUUGCCAGAAGCCAGGGAAGGUGAACUUCAUCUCUGGUUUUCUAUAGCACAAUACUCCAGAUUCCCUCUCUUGGAAGAACAUGGUUCUAUGUGUGACAGCCAUGACUGGUGGUGAUAAUGAGAGGAGGACAUGGCCCAAUGGUGCAAGGCCCUUGCUUUCUCUGCACUUGACCGUUACCAGUUUUCUCCUGGAUCAUAGGAUUAUCAUAGAGCUAUAAGAGAAUCUUUGAGAUUAUCUUGUCCAACUCCUUCAUUUUGACAGAUGAGAAACCAAGGCCCAGAGAAAUGAAAUGAGUCUACCAGAUUCCCCACCUGAUUCCAUAUUCAGACCUUUUGUUCUCCCCUCUCUACACCAUGAUGCCCAGGCUGGUUGCUGCCACUUCAGAGAUUAGAAAGUAAAGUUUAAUAAGUAAUGACAGCUCCAGAGAUGCUGAUGAUAGGAAGGGCCUACAACUCCUGAUCCACUCCCUCUUGUAGAAUGAUUGCCAGAAUUGGUUCCAAACUCCCUGGGUUGGAAUCAGACAGUAUGUGGCACCUGCUUUGUAGGGUGUUGGAGAGUGAGUAUUCCCAAGAUGAGAGUCCCUAGUGUGAGUGAAGUGUUUAAUAAAUUCUUAUUUCUUGAAAGCAGUGGGAGAUAGGCUUUCCUCAAGGAAUUGUCUCCAACAUAUCCCCCCAAUAAGCACUUAGCAUCCACUAUAUAGGCAUCCUUUGCCUUUGAGUAUUUGCACAGCCCCCAGUCAUCUGUCUGAUCCCUGAAUGUGUGGUGGGUCCUUUUAUCUCCAGCUUUUAAUGGUGAAGGGAGGAGCUAAGUGGAAGGUUAUAGGCAACAAGGGAGGUUUGAAUGUGGACCUUUGGGAAAUAUGGAAGGAGUUCUAACCUCAUUACAUCAUGGAUUUAGAGGUAGAAGGGACUUUAGAGGUCAUCUUGUCCAGCUUCUUCCUUUUACGUUUAAGAAACUGAGACCCCCAAAAGGCUAAGGUGGAAGAGAUGCCCUUUGAACCUAGAUGUUCUGACUUCAAAUCCAGCACCCCUUUCAAUUACACUGUGUGCUUAUGAUGGAGACUGGUCAAAGGCAAGUGGGACCCACAAGGAAGUGGUAGCUGUGUUCUAGGCAAUUUGUAAAAGGUAAGAUUGGCUUUUCCCCCUCUUACUCCCAGGAGGCAGUGAAAGCCCAAGUAGGAAAGGUCACUUGAGAUGAGGAUCCAGACAGAAUAAAAAAGGGAAGUCAGGCUUAUUUUACAGAUACAGUAGCUUACACUGCCUUCCCAAACACAAAUUGCUUUUAGAUUAUUUGCUGUUAUGGGUUAUCUGUGCCACCACUUCCCUCCAUUAAUGCAGAUAAUAGACAUAAUUAUGACCCAAUUUAUCGAUGGGUCUUCCCUCCAACACCGUACCUACCCCCUUCUCCCAACAAGAGAAGACAGUACCUUAAAGCUGAGGGAGGAUUUGGAUGUAGCUACAGACAUGAAGGGGCUACUGGAGGUGGGUGGGUUGGGGAAGGGAUCUCUGCCCCCCCAGGUGUCCCCAAGGACCUAUUUGUAGGAGCUACAGUCCAUGAUGUGAAUUUUUAUAUUUGCCCAGUGUGUGUCUCCUAGAUAUUGUGAGAAAGCCAGUUGUCUUCAUGAGUAACAAAUGAUUUUAUAUCCUUUUUAUAAUAUAAAUUGUCUAAACUUUGACACUUUGGUGCUAAGGGUUUCCUGGUACCGACUGUAACCUAGGGGAGCCAGUGCUUCCCUGAGCCUCAGAAGUUGAGAAUUUGGAUCACAGUGGCAGGUCCAGGACCACUUUCCCCCACUCCCUUUAGCUACUGAAACUCAGCCUGGGGUCUGAGUGUCCAGUGACUCAGGCCAUGGUUGCCAUCUCUCCAGCCCCCAAAAAGAGCAUUCAGGGCAGGGUCCACCCAGCACAGGUCCAUGGAGGAGGUGGACAUAGGGUAGUUUCCUGCCCACAGACCCUCAUGGGGAGGCUGGGCUCAGGGAUACACCUCACAAAAAUAAUUUCCCUUCUGAGCUGUUUUCCCCUUCCUCAAUUGGCCCAUUUGCCUCUGAGUAGUAAGUGACCAAGACUGAGGCUGCCACUGUCCCCUAGGGGCAGGGAUGAAAGAGGAGUAGAGAACCUUCUGCUUAAGGCUGGGACAUAGUCAUUACUUUCAAUGUCCUAGGCUAGGGUUUUAGGGCCAAGUGAAUUGGAGGGGCUGUCCCUUUAUGGUGGUAGUCUUAGAGAAGAUGGGCCCUUCCCUCUGCUUUACCUUAGAAAGAGGGAAGACACUGGUCCUUUCCAUUGGGAGGCCCCCAGAUUGAGAAGAGACACAGGAAUUGAUUUAAAGGUACAAACAAGUGGAAAUUGAUGGUUAAAAGAGAGAGAGAAAUGGGGAGUGGGGAGUGAAAGGGACCAAGCUAGCACAGAGCUCUUUGAGAUACUAGGCGACUUUGCUGAGAUGAUCAAGUUUGGAAGGAGGCUAAUGGCAGAGUAGAGAAGGUAUGUGCACUGUUCCAGGCACACACCAUUCCUUCCAAACUCAGGCUGUCUUCUCUAACCCUUUGGUUCAUUCCUUCCAUUCCCAGGCUUCCUGGGAAGAGAAACUAAUUGAUGUCAGAGGUGUAUGUGGAGAGGGCAAGGUGGUGGCCAUGGAUGGGAAAGAGGAGGUCUUGGUCCUCUGUCCUUCAGCUAAUGUUCUCUUGGGAGACCAGGCAGGAAAGGGACCCGUAGGACAUCAAAGGGUCUCUUUCCCCAGGCCUCACCAUGGAAUCCCUGGGGAUGGCCAGUUGAACUCCUGGAGCAAGGCAGGUCCCUAUUAACUUGGAUUUUAGCACUUUACUCCUCCUGGGUAAAUUGGGGGUGUGGGUUCCCCCAGCUCGGGUGAGAAUGGGCAAGUGUGGGUCACAUCAGGAAUAGCUGCAGGCAGGUGAGGACUUGAGGGCUGGAGCCCCUGCUCCCUCCGCCACCCCCCAGAAUGGGCAGCGCAAGCACCAAGCUCUGGACUCAAAGAUGUCCCCAUCCCCAACACACACACACACACACACACACACACACACACAAGCCUCUCGAUGCCGCUGACAUAUUCAAGGCCACCUUCUCCAGAUCUACCUCUGACCUUUGCUGGGGCACCCCAAUCCAGCCCUCGGUGGUAGGGGGAUGGGUGUGUGUGUAUGCAGAGAGAAGGGCCAGCACUUGCACAAGAAAAGGGAGACCGGUCUGGAUGGGGGGAGGGCAGAGUUUGGAUAUGCUAGGAGGGGUCAGCCAAAUUUCAAGGACAGACAAGGAUGCACUUUAUUUGCACGUGCAGAGGCGACGGAAGCAGGGCAAUUCAUUUGCCUCAACCUUCCUCUGAAAUCGGCCCUUUCAUAGAGGACCCUUGCUGCCUCCGCAGGGGUCAUCUUGGGACUGGGAGGGCUGGCCUUGGAAGAGGCUUGCUUUCCCCUCUCCUCCCACCCCCCAUCGCCGCCGAUGAUUCCGAUUCACCAGUUGGAGCAAGUUGGGAGAGACCCAGGACUUGCCCACCUGCCCCAGCCCGUCAGAGCGUCCUCUCCCUUUGGGCUUCGUUUGGUUUUUAUGCCCAUUCUUAGACAUAAGUGCAUUUUGGAAAAAAGUUUCAAUUUAUCCCUUGUAACCACAUAUAUACAUAUAUAUUAUAUCUACAAAGUGUUUAUUUGCGAGAGGCGUUUUAAGGGCGACCUACCCGAGGCUGAGCCCCGCCCAAGUGUGCUGAUCUGUGCCCUCCUGUAUCACCAACGAGCUCGGGCCCAGAGUUGGUAAGGCCCCCCUGGCCGGAGGGUAAAAGGGUGUAAAGCCCAGGGCCAGCGAGGACCGGGCUGGAAGUCGAUUCCUGUAUGUACGAAAAACGACCGUAUCAGAUAAAUGUUUAUUGAUUCUUUUUCA
This is a messenger RNA of Monodelphis domestica (gray short-tailed opossum), 8323 nucleotides long. It is a transcript of the gene SAMD10, whose product is annotated as sterile alpha motif domain containing 10. Gene Ontology annotation, biological process: cell surface receptor protein tyrosine kinase signaling pathway. Gene Ontology annotation, molecular function: protein binding; zinc ion binding. The record is from RefSeq and is a predicted model, not a curated record. Lineage: Eukaryota; Metazoa; Chordata; Mammalia; Didelphimorphia; Didelphidae. Gene Ontology annotation, cellular component: cytoplasmic side of plasma membrane.